CGGCGGCAGGUGAGGGCAGGGCCGGUUGGGGCCGUGCCCGCCGGGGCCGUGCCCGCCGGGGGCCGUGCCCACCGGGGCCGCCUGCCCGGCCCGCAGCCCGGCCGUGCGCCCGGCCCGGCAGGCCCCGCAGACCCCGCAGGCCCCACAGCCGCCGCAGCCCCCCCCGCAGGCCCCGCAGGCCGCAGCCUCGCGGCGUGUGUCGCCGCUGGUGCCGGCGCCGUCGCUGUGGCCGUCGGGCUCAGCCGUGCGGCCCUGUCAGCUCGUGCCUCCGAUUUGUCAUCGCCACCGACGCGGGUGACGUCUGACACGUGUUCGGGGAAGGUGUGCGCCCUGCGCUUGGAAAGGCCCUUUUUUGGGCUCCCGCGUUUUCCAGCCGCCUGGAAUUCGGAGGAGUCCGAUAAGCUGCUGGGGUGACACACACCUUCACGGGAUCGGGUUGCAGUUUGGAGGGGGUCAGUGUGAUGAGGUGACACGCCGGUAGCCGUCGCAAGGGAAGGUUUCAAAAGUGCCAGCUGAGGCUUGAAAAAGAGUUCCCAGCUUGUGCUCCUGGUCCCUUCACUCUGGUAUGUGCCAAAACAGAAUUGCCAGACCACGGAUUUUGUUCUAGAACUGAAGUCACAGAUAAAGGAGACCAUAAAGUCUGCAGAAGCCCAAGGAAUACAGAAGAAGAGAUAGAUAAAGGAAAAUUAAGGCAGGUGGCAACUCCCAUGGCACUAUUUUCGUAGGAAAAUAAGUUAUGAUCUUCAGGAGAAGACUUCUUUCAGGGGGUGGUUCCUCUGAUAUUUGAAGCAGACUUCCAAAAAACACAGAAAAUAAUUCCUCAGCUUUACUGUUAGUGUGAACAACACGACCAAUUUCUUUCCCACAGCCUCCUGAUAUAAAUGUUUUCCUCUGGGGUGUUCCAGCCCUUUAUCUAGGGAGUAAUGGAACCAACAUUUACAGCUGCAGCGCUGGAGGUCGGACCUGUAUAUUUCUUUGACCAGUUGAAACCUACAAUGAAAGAGAGGGUCAAGAAGAUACCAGAAGAAAAGUCCUCAUAUUUUACUACAAAUAUCCUCCUUGGCUUUACUCCCAGCCUGAUUGAAGACAGGUUUGGCAUCUGUACAGGUGAGCGUGCAGAAACGCAUGAAGAUGGUUUCUUAAACAAUGAUACAGCAAGAAAAGAAAAAUAUCCAGUUUGGCAACAAGUUCCUUGGCAUUCCAUGUGUAAAACCACUACAGAGGACUCAAACCCAAAGUUCUGCCGAAUAUCUUUGAUACCACAGGCAGAUGAGGACUCCCCAGUGAAGACAUUGAAUAAGUCUGUGGCUGACAACAUGUUACAGGAACUUGGAGAGACGUUGCAGCUCCUUGCCAAGUAUGAGACUCGUUUCCCUCGGGGACUUGUGGAUGUGGUAACCUGUAGCUGGAGAGAAUUCUCUGAGGGAGUUGAUGGCCAUAAACGGCACUGGCAGUCACUAGGGUAUAGAAGUGUGACAUCCAGGAAAAGCCAGGCGUCAGAGGAGGUUAAGGGUAGUGCUCCAGGGUCCGAAUGCAGGGAGUGUGAAACCACUGCCCUCAGAAAAAAACUAUGCAAGGACAACUUUGCUCUACAAGCCUGCACUACAAAGGAAAAAAGAAAGCCUGAGACAGCAUCAAACUUGUCUGUAGGAGGUGAAGCUCCUGUUGUGGAAAAUGAUGCUGACCAGUCACUCAACACUAUCAGCUUCUCACUCUCAUCCAACAUUUCUGAGGAAGGAGGUUGGGUUUUUCAACUUUCUGGCUCAAAUUCUGAAGAUAUGCACCAGGGGCUGCCUUAUCUGUGGACACUGGAGAGGCUAGAACAAAUGCAAAAACAAAUAGAAGAGCAAACUUCCAAGCUGAAAGAAAUGAGGUUUGACAAACCAGUCAUUCUCCGGCAUUAUGGUGAUCCCAGGGAUGAAACUUCCUCGAAAACAUGGAAUGUUCAGACUGGCAUGACUGUCACACCAGAGCUGACAUAUGGCAAACCUCAGAUCCCAGUGGGCAAGAAAGCAGGCACAGCAAAGAGAAAACUGCACUAUGUGCUGAAUGAUGGCUCAUCUUUCAUUUAAUAUCCUUUCUGUUUACAUGGCACCUGUGAAUUCUAGCAAGAAUGUGAGGGGUAGUAAGAGGACUUCUCCAGGGGGGAAGGCUCAGACCUAAUCUGUAGCUGAUCAUCUUCAAAGA
Messenger RNA from Apus apus (common swift), 2187 nucleotides. RefSeq lists its product as uncharacterized. The transcript is spliced from 9 exons. Bases 924 to 2072 code for a protein of 382 amino acids. The record is from RefSeq and is a predicted model, not a curated record. Lineage: Eukaryota; Metazoa; Chordata; Aves; Apodiformes; Apodidae.